This is a messenger RNA of Klebsormidium nitens, 735 nucleotides long. The record is from the annotation of a GenBank genome assembly. Lineage: Eukaryota; Viridiplantae; Streptophyta; Klebsormidiophyceae; Klebsormidiales; Klebsormidiaceae.
CCAGCAGAAGACAAGCAAGACGGUUGCAGCUUGGGAGAUGAUCGGACGUACGUACAGCUGCAGGCGCAUUCAAAGGUGGCAAUGGCGGCAGAAAACGGGUCCUCGAGCACAACUUUCUCGGAAAUGGACGAAUAUUUCAUGCGGCAAGCUCUGCUUGAGGCCCAAAUCGCUCUUGAAAGAGAGGAGGUGCCUGUAGGGUGCGUGUUUGUCCGGAGGGGCGAGAUCGUGAUGCCGGGGAGCAACCGGACAAAUGAGAGUAGAAAUGGUACCCGACAUGCUGAGAUGGAAGCCAUCGAUGCGAUGCUUGACAUGUGGCGCUUCCAGGACGAGACACACGAGAGUAGCUGUGGGUGCCGCGAGGAUGACAUCAGCGCACGGUUUCGAGAGUGCGACCUAUACGUCACUUGCGAGCCCUGCAUCAUGUGCGGAGCUGCGCUGUCUCUCUUAGGAAUACGAAUGGUGUAUUAUGGCUGUGCCAAUCCGCGCUUUGGGGGCUGCGGAUCCGUGCUGUCGCUUCACACCGACGGGUGCCUGCCCUGCGGUGGGGGUGAAGACGAAGACGACGGGGGUUCGUUAGGCCAUACUUACGAGAGCGUAGGGGGACUCUUCGCAGCGGAGGCGAUUGAUCUGCUGAAGGACUUCUACGAGCAAGGCAAUCCGAACGCUCCCAAGCCGCAUCGAGCGGUCAAGAGUAGGUGAGCCAAAUCUGGUCUAUAAGAGCCGCAGUCUUUCAGA